This is a messenger RNA of Tripterygium wilfordii, 553 nucleotides long. Its product is annotated as 50S ribosomal protein L33-like. Gene Ontology annotation, cellular component: large ribosomal subunit; ribosome. The record is from RefSeq and is a predicted model, not a curated record. Gene Ontology annotation, molecular function: structural constituent of ribosome. Gene Ontology annotation, biological process: translation. Bases 122 to 298 code for a protein of 58 amino acids. The transcript is spliced from 2 exons. Lineage: Eukaryota; Viridiplantae; Streptophyta; Magnoliopsida; Celastrales; Celastraceae.
UCUUGCGAGGGUAUUUAUGUCCUAUCGUCGUUUGGGUUCAUCUCUUCUUCUUGUCUCGCCCUCAUUUCAGUCUCUAGGGUUUACAGCCUUAAACGACUGCGACGAAGAAGAUUGAUCAACAAUGGGUGACAAGAAGAAGAAGACUUUCAUGUUCAUCCGACUUGUGUCAGCUGCUGGGACUGGCUUCUUCUAUGUCAAGAGGAAGAGUUCUAAGGGAGUUUUGGAUAAGCUUGAGUUUCGCAAAUAUGAUCCUCGUGUGAAUCGCCAUGUUCUGUUUACAGAGGCGAAAAUGAAGUGAUUGGGGCCAUUCUGUAUUGUCAUAUUUUUUUUAUCGUUCAGUUGAUUGGAUCAGCUACACAGUUUCGAUUUAGCAUAAAUAUAUUGGAUUGGCAUGGAGCUGAAUAACUUUAUCUUCUCUUUUUUCCUUUUUUACUCUUGUACGGUUAUGACCUUCUGGUUAGGCUAUCUUCUUGAGCUUUAGUAGAUUGCAAGAAACCUUGAGUUCUCUGAAAUCUAAUACUGUUCUGCUCUGAAAUUCCUUUUGAUCUUUUCA